AUGGUUGAUAUUGCACAAUAUCUCAAUGAUGAACUGGGAAUGGAUAAUCCGGCAGAUGACGUUAAUGAGAGUAUUGAAGAAGUGAACGCUCUGGAUGGUGCCAAACCUCUCUCUAUCCAGGAUAAAUCAACACUUACUGAUAUGGCAUCCAACAUCAAGGAAAAGGAAGUGUUACAGAAUAGUGAAAAUAGUGAAAAUAGUGAAACUGAGAACGACGCCGCUUCAAGUGAUUAUGACGGACCGCAAGAAUCAGGCGAAAAUGAUAAUUUGACCGAAUCAGCCUCUGUGAUUGCAGAAGGACAUCGAGUUAAUAAUGCGACGACUGAGGAGGUUCGAGAAGUGCUGUCUUCUGCCAAAGGAGUGGAGAGUAAUCGCGUUGCGAAACCUGUAGAACCAUCUUCAAAAAAUGAAGUGGUAGCUAAUGGUGCUGAUAUAACAGAACCUUCUAGGACUGUAAAUAAACAGAGUCCGAAGGCUAUUUCUAAUUCAGCUUCCACAGAAAAAUUUGAAGUAGUGAAUAGGGAUUCUCUCAAGCACAAUGCAACAACUUCAAAUGGCGAUAUUUCAAAAAGCACAGUACAGGAUCGUAUGGUAGAGUUAGAAAAGGAAGUAGAUGUUGAAGACGUGACAGAAACAUCUUUAUCAUCUUUUGUCAAUGUGGAAGUGCCAGAUACGAAGGCAGAAAUAUCACUGAUUGACAGCGACGAAGGAGUUUCCCCACCGGUUGAUGUCUCCUCGCCAGACGCUGGUGAACUUGGUGUAGAUCAGAUGACUGCUGAACUGGUAUCAAGUGAGAGGAAAAUGGAGGCAGAAAAUCUAGUAGAAACUGAUACAGCUAGCGUUAGUGCCAGUGACUUGAAACCGGACCACUUCAAGAUUUUAAAGACAACGUCUCCUAGUUUGGAUGACGAAAUCCUAUCUGAAAAUGCGGUAACCUGCAAUAUCGAGGAAAAGCAAUCCAAAGAAGAUGAUAAAUCAGCUGUGACUGACGGGACUACAUUAAAGAAUGGAAUUAAAGCCUCUUUGGCAGCCGGAGCAACAGUUUCUCUUAAUCAGGGUGUUGAAGAUGGAAAAGAAAAAGAAAUAACACCGAAGCUUGAAGCAGGCGAACCAAAAACUUCUGAUCCGAACGUUGCAGUUGAAGAUCCCAGUACACAUAUCGCAGAAAUGCCCGACGGUGAAGUUGAAGUGGAACAGAAUGUCGGAAAUAAAUUAACAGAAUCUAAGGCAAUUCAUGGAAAGCCUGUUGAACAUCCGGUGGACAUGAUCAGUUCUAACCCCAAAGAACACUCACAUCGCGACAGUCUAGAAAAUACUAAAGAAGAAACAUCAAGUGAAAAGGAAAUGCCUAUUGUGCUUGCCGCAGAAGACGAUUUUGAUCAGCCAGAGAAUGUAGAAGUUAUAGUACAUCCAAAAAGUAGUGUUGAGACCGUGGAAGAGCUGAGUAGUCCGGACCUCGCAACGAAGGAGCCACAACCUGUAAAAGAAGUAGCUACAUUUUUAGUUGACGAGAACGAGAGACGGACCAAGGGUGAGGGUGAAGAACCGAUUGUGGUCGUGCACGAUUCUUUAGUUAAGGAGACGGUGAAGCAGGGCAACAACGAAGAUGAAGAAUUGGUCGGGAUCAAGCAGGAAGGUUCAUUGAAAGAAAAAAGAGAAAUGGGCAGCGUCGAAGAUGCGCAAUUGGCUCCCGCCGAGCAAGGAGCUUCUGCCGAAAAGACAGAGAAAAUGAGCAGUGAACAGGACGGAAAAGCGACAAUCUCGGUGCCCGGGUCCCUCGUCAGUGACAAGGGUGAAGCAGCUAAAGUUGAAAAAUUGGAUGCGGUCAAGCAAGGAGCUUCAGUUGAGGAGCAGGAGAAAUCAGGCCAGGAUUAUGAUGAGAAAAUCACAGAGCUCGCGCAGAAUUCUGCUGUCGACGAAAUUGAGAAAUCAGACGAAGACGACAAAAAACUGGCCGCGGUCAACCGAGGUGCUUCUGUCCAUCAGCCGGAGGAAUUAGGCAGUGAAAAAAAUGACGAAGUCACAGGGUCCGAGCACAAACCCUUUUUCGAAGCGAAACAAGAACCGGGCGAAGAUACCCCCGCCAAAGACGAAAAAGAAUCGACCAAAGCAAAAGAAGUGGCCUCCGUGGGGGAUGCAAUAGCUGAUGUCCAGAGUUUUAUUGACGACGCGGUAAAAAAGUUGGUAAAGACGGAUCUUGACGACGAGCCUGUGGUCGUAACCAGGAAAGAUCUCGAAGAUCUCGAAGAUCUCGAAGAUGUUCAGGUUGGAACUGGCGAUGACGUCAGUUCUGGCAUCCCCACAAUCUCCGAAGUCCCUGGCACCAGCGCCGCUGGUGCAGAGGCCGCAGAUGGCUUCAAGAGCAUACUGGAUCAGGAUACGGAGGAGCUGCUCGCUAAACUAGAAAUGAUGGACGAUUCGGCUCUCUCGUCUCUUUUGAGCACUCUCGAGAGCGACAAAAGCAAAUCCAAGACGCAAGAAGCAUCGCACAUAAUAAGAACAAGCGAGAUUAGGGCCGAAAACGAGAAAAAACCUAUCUACAUCUACACGUCCUUGGCAGGUGGCGGGUUUCACAUGAUCCCGCGCACUAACCGACUGGUCACAAUACUGACGGCCAACCGCGUACAGUUCGAGUACAGAGACAUGGGCACGGACCCCGAGGCCAAGAGAGUAUGGAGACUGUAUAGCCAGCAGAAAACUCUUCCAGGAAUAGUCCGCGGACGAGAUGACUUUAUUGGAAAUUGGCAAGAUAUCGAGGAGGCCAACGAGGACUACAAAUUAAGGGAGCUACUAUACGAUACGAUUUAA
Molecule: messenger RNA, 2808 nt
Organism: Zygotorulaspora mrakii
Lineage: Eukaryota; Fungi; Ascomycota; Saccharomycetes; Saccharomycetales; Saccharomycetaceae
Gene: AIP5
Product: Aip5p
Exons: 1
Coding region: 1-2808 (935 amino acids)
Source: RefSeq, a predicted model, not a curated record